GCGAGCGAAAGAGAGAAAGAGGCGGUUACAGUGACUCAGAGAGAGAGAGCGAGAGAGCUCGGCGUUCGAGGGAGCAGUCGAUAAGUUUUCAACCGAGGAGCAGUUAGCUUUAAAAGCAAUUUUGUUUUAUUUUUCCGACUUGGCUACGGUGUCAGUCGCUUCUACUCGCCAAGUGGAAUGAAAUGCUGUUACGUGGGUGACUCGAAAGGUGCGGCAGAGAGCCAGGCUGACUCCGAGCUGCCCCACGUGGCCCAGUCCGAGCCACCCGGCUCAGCCGAGAGCGUUCUGGGGGGUUCACCACCAUGUCAUAGCACCCUGCCCUCGCCUCUGAAAGCCCUCUCCCCUCCUCCCCCUCUCUCCCCUCCCUCUCCCUCCUCCUCUUCCUCCUCCUCUUCCUCUUCUUCCCCCAGCCCCCCCGCAGCAGUUGACGCCCCUCAGUCCAGCCACACCGUUCCCUCAGGAGAGAUGAGUCUACACCAUCAGGCCCAGGGCUCGGAGCGGGACCUUCCCUCCGCGGCGUCGUCCGUCAGCCUGCCGUCCGUCAGGAAGACGCCCAAAAAGCGCCGCCUCUCGCUCCGCUCCCUGUUCCGAAGGCGGCGCGGCGAACCCAAAUCUCGUAAGACACGCGCCCUCGCCGGAGGAGUGGACGGCAUCGCGAGCGUGGAGAGCGUUCACUCUGAACUUCAGCAGAAUCAGCAGCAGCAUCAGGAUCGUUCUUCUUCGCUCUCUGCGCCCGGAGUGGCCUCCGCCUCCACUUCCUCCUCCUCCUCCUCCUCCUCUUCCUCAGAGCUGCUGGAGUGCCCCCUCUGCCUGCUGCGGCACGCCCGAGACCGCUUCCCCGACAUCAUGACCUGUCACCACCGCUCCUGCGCCGACUGCCUCCGACAGUAUCUGCGCAUCGAGAUCUCCGAGAGCCGAGUCAACAUCAGCUGCCCCGAGUGCUCCGAGCGCUUUAACCCGCAUGACAUACGCAUGAUCCUCGGAGACCGCGCACUCAUGGAGAAGUAUGAGGAGUUCAUGCUCCGCCGCUGGCUCGUGGCUGACCCCGACUGCCGCUGGUGCCCUGCCCCCGACUGCGGGUAUGCAGUCAUUGCCUUCGGCUGUGCCAGCUGCCCAAAGAUCACUUGCGGUCGCGAAGGCUGUGGGACGGAGUUUUGUUACCACUGUAAACAGCUAUGGCACCCCAACCAAACCUGCGACGCUGCCAGACAGCAGAGAGCUCAGAGCCUCCGACUGCGGCCUUUCAGAUCGUCCUCGCUCAGCUACAGCCAGGAGAGCGGGGCUGCAGCAGACGAUAUAAAGCCUUGUCCCCGCUGUGCCGCCUACAUCAUUAAGAUGAAUGAUGGGAGCUGUAAUCACAUGACGUGUGCUGUGUGUGGCUGCGAGUUCUGCUGGCUCUGCAUGAAAGAAAUCUCCGACCUGCACUACUUAAGCCCUUCAGGAUGCACGUUCUGGGGUAAGAAGCCCUGGAGCCGGAAGAAGAAAAUCCUCUGGCAGUUGGGAACGCUGGUGGGCGCUCCAGUUGGCAUCGCGCUGAUCGCUGGCAUCGCCAUCCCUGCCAUGAUCAUUGGUAUUCCUGUGUAUGUGGGCAGAAAGAUUCAUAACCGCUAUGAAGGAAAGGACAUCUCAAAGCACAAGAGGAACCUGGUAAUCGCAGGCGGAGUCACGUUGUCUGUUAUUGUGUCACCAGUAGUGGCUGCAGUGACCGUUGGUAUCGGAGUGCCCAUCAUGCUGGCGUACGUGUACGGCGUGGUGCCGAUCUCGCUGUGCCGUAGCGGCGGCUGCGGUGUGUCUGCAGGGAACGGUAAAGGUGUGCGGAUCGAGUUUGAUGACGAAAACGACAUGAAUGUGGGCAGCGGUGCAGCAGCAACCGACACCACCUCCGUGGCGGAGACCAGGCAUAACCCGAGUAUCGGCGAGGGCAGCGUGGGCGGACUGACCGGCAGCCUGAGCGCCAGCGGGAGCCACAUGGAGCGCAUCGGAGCUAUGAGAGACAACCUAAGCGAAAACGCCAGCACCAUGGCCCUCGCAGGAGCCAGCAUCACCGGCAGCCUGUCCGGCAGCGCCAUGGUCAACUGCUUUAACAGGCUGGAGGUUCAGGCUGACGUCCAGAAGGAGCGCUGCAGUCUGAGCGGAGAGUCCGGCACGGUCAGCCUGGGGACAAUCAGUGACAACGCUAGUACCAAAGCAAUGGCUGGAUCCAUUCUUAAUGCCUACAUGCCUCUGGACAGCAGAGACGGCAGCAGUAUGGAGGUGCAGGUGGACGUGGAGUCCAAGCUGGGGAAGCUGCGGCACCACAGCGGCAGCAGCAGCAUGGACGACGGCAGCACAGGCGGGCGAGGGGGCGGCGCGUGUUCCUCUGGCUGUCCGCACGAGGGCAAGUGCGGCUCGUCCCGCUGGGCCAAGGAGUCCUCGUCCUCCUCCUCGUCUUCAGGCAAGAAGAGCAAAGGCAAGCUGCGCAAAAAAGGCGGCGGCACGAAAAUAAACGAGACGCGAGAGGACAUGGACGCUCAGCUGCUGGAGCAGCGCAGCACCAACUCCAGCGAGUUCGAUUCGCCGUCUCUGAGUGGCAGCCUGCCGUCCGUGGCCGACUCGCACUGCAGCCACUUCUCAGAGUUCAGCUGCUCCGAUCUGGACGCCUGCCGGCCAUCCUGCUGCGGCCACGAGCCUCACUCCAGGCCUUCGAACGGGGCCGGGGCGGUCAGCCCUCUACCUGAAGUGGAGCACGACCGGCUGGAAAACUGCCCCGCCCCCGUUCACCUGCCACAGGCUGCUGCUGCUGCUGCUACCGCCACGAGCGGAGGGGAACGCCCCCUUUGCCACAUCACAGAGGAGAACGUUGGCUCGAUCUGUGCACCUGAGCUAGACCCCAGUGUUACGGCGGGUUCUCCUAAAGAACGUAACAACAACCUCCCUCAGCCAGCCAGCCCCGUGCGCAAUGCCUGCAUUCAGACUGAGAUAUAGCGCUCGGAAAAAAACAAACAAACAGUGGUUGUGACAUCACAACACAGUAAGCAGGAGGGCAGGAGAUGAGCUAACCCAAAUGCUAGCUUUCAAAGCUAACCUCACGCCCAGUUUUCUUGCUGAGGAUUAUUGCACACGGACUUAUUUUCUCAUAUAUAUAGAUAUAUAAAUAUAAAAGAGGGGGUUAAAAAAAGCGAAGCUUUUGUUUUUGUGGCGGUUUGUUUAAUUUCCAGGUCGGCCAGUGUUGAUCACAGAAUGUGGCAGAGGGAACUCGCGGUCGAUUAAAGAGAGAGACCGUUAAGAAAAGGGGUUAAAGAAGGUCACCGGUUCCGAGGGGGGAGGCCGCUUUACAGAACGACUAACGCUGGAGGAAACUCGUGAAGAGCAACAGACGAAUGUAAGACGGCAGGUGAUGGACAGAUACGGAUGGUGGCUGAUGAUGUAGCUGUUUAAUCACACAUGCCUCUAUUUCAGUGACGGUUGCUGUGAUCGAGGGUUGUUUAUUUUUUUUGUUUUGUUUUGUUUUUUUUGCCUGAGCCUCAUGAAUAGUGAGCUAUAGUGCUUUCAGGCACCAGACAUUUACACAGAAAACACCAUAUAUAUUCUCUCAGUUAUAUAGACCAAGUUAUAUCUGUGGUUGGAGGGAUCCGCUUCUACUCAUAACUCAGAUUUCAGACCGUUUUAAAGGGGUUAUGAUGCCUUCAUAGCAGCGUUUAUCAGACAUAAAACCUAAGAGGGACCAGGCAAUGAUGGACUUUUUUGUUUUUUGUUUACUUGUAAAUGAUUUUGUUUCUCCUUUCUGAAGCUGUUAUACUUUUAGUGUUUCUCUUUCUUUUCCAUUUUUGGAAAGGUUGUUAUGUGUUGAAUCCCUGUGUGGGGUGCUCUGGAUACAGUUUGUGUCGGCGCCCUCUUCUGGUAGGUUAAGGAAACUUGCGGCACAACCCUUUUGAUUCAGCCGUAUUCGUAAAAUAUGUUGAGCAAAGUAAAAUGAAUGGGAGAGACUGAGGUUAAAGGAAUAAUCUGGCGUUUUUCAGCAUUAUCUCUGUUUACUGCGCCUCAUACAGUCCAUUAUUUUCUGUGCUUAGUAAAAGAAUAGAAAGCAGCUCAUUCGACACAUUACAGUAGAGCUGUCCUGACGAGCGCUGCAGUAUUCCUUCAAUUUAAUGGUUGUUAAUUGGGUUUUUAUGGUUGAAUCAAAAGGGUAUGUGUUCACUUUAAUCCCUGUAAGUCUGACAUUUCUCAGUUCAAAGGUUAUGAUGGUAAAAUCACACCAAUGCAUUCAGGUUGUUUCAAACACCUCAUGAUUAAUACAAGUGAUUCUUUUUUUUUCUUUUUUUUUGUACCUUUGUUGACUCAUGGUGCCUUUUGGAGUUAGAGAGAAAAAAACGUUUGUUGUUCCUCCAUUACGUGUCUUUCAGAAUAAUAAUAAAAGAAAAGAAUCAAACACA
Messenger RNA from Colossoma macropomum (tambaqui), 4412 nucleotides. RefSeq names its product ring finger protein 19A, RBR E3 ubiquitin protein ligase (gene rnf19a). The transcript is spliced from 10 exons. The record is from RefSeq and is a predicted model, not a curated record. Gene Ontology annotation, molecular function: ubiquitin conjugating enzyme binding; ubiquitin protein ligase activity; zinc ion binding. Gene Ontology annotation, biological process: ubiquitin-dependent protein catabolic process; protein polyubiquitination; positive regulation of proteasomal ubiquitin-dependent protein catabolic process. Lineage: Eukaryota; Metazoa; Chordata; Actinopteri; Characiformes; Serrasalmidae. Gene Ontology annotation, cellular component: ubiquitin ligase complex; cytoplasm. Bases 178 to 2964 code for a protein of 928 amino acids.